AAUACCGUUGCUUUUCAACGCAGACGGAUGCGGUUCGUUAGCGUUUGUUUCUCGAGAGCAAGCAACGAUCGCGUACUCAAGUCCAUUCUAUCGUUAGGAUUAACACUUCAGCUCUGUUCGAUGGAAGCGAAAAUUUUCAUACCAGCAAUGCCGAUCAAUCAUCUUCGCCAAUUUAUUCUGCUGGGCGUUUUCGUGCUUCGUCGUUUUGUAGGAUCGACAACGUCGAUGACGUUUCCGAAUAAUUCGCUCCUAAGAUCCGGAAGGGACGUUGGAAUUAAGUAUUUAGUGUUCCCUCAAGGUAGCAACGUUCAACUCGUCUACUGUCUAACCAUGACCACGCAUUCGAAGCCCCAAGGAAUGUUUAACAUCGGUGUUACCGCCGGCCUGGCGUGGGAACUACCCUAUAGAAAUACCGUGCAGUACGGGAAGCCAGCCGAGGUUUAUCAUCGUCGGAGCAGAAGAGAGCUGUACCGUAAAGUGGAGCUAAUGCUAAAAACCCAGGGAAAGGACGGCAAGGCCUGCGUCAUCAAGGCGAUCUGCAAGGCUGCCGGGCGUAGACGUGAAGACAUCGGGAAGGGAAGCUUUCUCGAGGAGAUUCUGCACGCUAUAUUUACUCUGCCUGGAGGAUUGUACGACAUCGAUCCGAUGACCGAGUACGAGCGAACAUACCACUUGGGUGAGAAUUGUGACGAGGUGCACGCCAAGUGUCCAGAUGUCUUCUGAAUUGCUGCAAUCAAGCGUGAUCUU
This is a messenger RNA of Monomorium pharaonis (pharaoh ant), 747 nucleotides long. RefSeq lists its product as uncharacterized. The record is from RefSeq and is a predicted model, not a curated record. NCBI's taxonomy places the organism in Eukaryota, Metazoa, Arthropoda, Insecta, Hymenoptera, Formicidae. The transcript is spliced from 4 exons. The coding region runs from base 28 to 723 and encodes 231 amino acids.